This is a messenger RNA of Didymodactylos carnosus, 234 nucleotides long. The record is from the annotation of a GenBank genome assembly. NCBI's taxonomy places the organism in Eukaryota, Metazoa, Rotifera, Eurotatoria, Philodinida, Philodinidae.
GGACAUUUCCUAACUGUUGGGUUUGUCCAGGUGGUCAUAUUGAAUUGGGUGAAAGUUUUUUAGAAGCUGGUACACGUGAACUCAAAGAAGAAACUGGUAUUGUUUUAGACAAAAAUGAGUUGGAAACAUAUGAAAUAUUGACACUCUGGGAAGUAUGUGAUCUAAACAAAAGAAUUUGUUAUAAAAAAAUAUGUCUAGUAUGAUAUUCUUCUAUUCAAGUCAGCCUAUCCAGUU